Molecule: messenger RNA, 3605 nt
Organism: Brienomyrus brachyistius
Lineage: Eukaryota; Metazoa; Chordata; Actinopteri; Osteoglossiformes; Mormyridae
Product: homeobox protein TGIF2-like
Exons: 3
Coding region: 1042-2148 (368 amino acids)
Biological process (GO): regulation of transcription by RNA polymerase II
Molecular function (GO): DNA-binding transcription factor activity, RNA polymerase II-specific; RNA polymerase II cis-regulatory region sequence-specific DNA binding
Source: RefSeq, a predicted model, not a curated record
GGGUGUGUCUCCUAUACCUUUUUAGGUCAGGAGACAGGAUCUGGGAAAGAAGGGAAAAAAAUUACAAUAUUUAUAACCCGUAUUGUAACACUAGCACCAUUUAAAAUGUUAGUUUAAAUUUAUAAUACUGAGCAAUACUUGGUUUGUUAAAUUGUUGUAAAUGUAUGUAGAUCACAGGUAAUUUCUCGCUAACGACUUUGUGUUAGAUGAAUCCAAAUAGUUCAUGUCCGGUGACGUGCCAGCUCCUCGGUUCUACGCAAGGCUUAUUACGACCGGGCUGUGGUCAGUGUUGCCAGUUCCAGCAAAAAUCUCCAGCCUAAGCUCUGCUUAAAAUCCGCCCAACGGAAACUGAAAAUAGGCCAAUAUUUGAAAUCGCAGUAUACUGUAUCUCAAAUAAACCAGUACUUUGCAUGAUGAUAACAUUCAAAUGCUUAACGUUUUAAAGACCUCAGUUAUACACAAUGAUGUCACGUAGACGUUGAGUUGCCAACUUUGGGCAGCUGGAUGGAGUGAGAUUUUCGCGACGAGUCUGCACACGCAUCUACAUGUAUGUAAGAGUUUCAUUACCUUGUAAAUAGUCUGUAAAGUUUGCAAAGUACCCCAACGCUUCUGAUGUGCCAAAUUGUAGGUCUAUAAGGGAAUAAUAUAGAUAGUACCUGCGUGAGAGUCUGAAAGCGUCAGUGUCACGCCAGAUAUGGAUUUAGCAGCCCUGCUUUCCGUGUGCGUCUGUCUGACUUUGGGUGGCUAGUGAGUCAGUAUUGCUCAGCAUUAGGAGUCACUUGUAGUCAUAACUUAUUUUCCCCCUUACAGACCGCUGCGGCAGAACAUUAUAAAAGCAGCCCAAAGACUCGCAACCCGCGACCUCCUAACAUUUACCCGCCACUGUAUUUUCUAAGUAGCCCGAUUUGGCGGGAAAAAACGCGGACCUGGCAACUCUGCUUGUGGUAUACUGGUCACGUGACGGCGGGCGCGAGCAACUCUGUGCGUGAACGUGGCCGCGAGGGAACGUCGGGGGCUCUGGCUGAGAGCUUAUCGUGACGCAUGAGCGUUACGGGAAAGGCGACUGCUUCGGGUGCAUGGGAUCGUGGUACACGGGCUGAUCGGUAUCCCUGCACCUCACACCUGCAAUCCUCGCUUGCCAUCCUGGGUAAUUCCUUGCAUCCGGAGCGCACCCGGGGACCCGAGCUCUCCGUGCUGUCAGACAGCGACCCGUGCGAGGAUGACGGGGGCGAGGGCGUCCCGCUGGAUCUUUCGGGCGGUUCGGGGAAGCGCCGUCGCCGCGGGAAUCUCCCAAAGGAAGCAGUGCAGGUCCUGCGGAGCUGGCUGUACGAGCACCGCUUCAACGCCUAUCCAUCCGAACAGGAAAAGCUCAGCCUCUCGGGGCAGACCAGCCUCUCUGUGUUACAGAUCUGUAACUGGUUCAUCAAUGCCCGACGGAGACUUCUCCCAGACCUGCUGAGGAAAGACGGCAAAGACCCCAAUCACUUCACCAUUUCCCGGCGUGCGGCCAAACCACCGGCCGACACGGACGGCGCACUCCCCCCCCUCCCCACCCCCCGCGCCUCUGUUAUACGCUCCACGCCGUUGCUGGACCUUAACCUGUUGGGCAGCACUGCGACUGCCAUCCUGACAAGUGCCAGCUUCUCCUUGACUCCCUCCCUGGGCUUUCCGUGCAGGAACAUCCCCCCUACCCUGUUGCGGGCAGGAGAUGGGGGCGUGGCCAAAGGGGCGGGGCGGGCUGGUGGAUAUGGCACGUCAAGCCCGACGCUCAACACGCCGCCCCCCACACCCCCAGAGUCAUGUAGCCAGGACUUCAGUGACUUGAGGCUGCUGGUGGAUGCGGCUCUACAGCGGGCAGCGGAGCAGGAGCUCCAGCGGGGCAGUUCGGGACAGGGAGACGCGGACUCUGAGGAGGCGCUGAGCAUGGACAAGGGCACACCCGGAGCACCCAUCUCCGCGGACGUGGAUGAUCAGAAGCUCCCGGGGUGGGAUUCUCCCAUGACUGGUACCACGCAUGGUUUGCCGACGGAGGAGAUGGACAGCCCCUCCCCUGACGGGAGUGUGUGGGGGGUGCUGUGCGGAGAGGGCAGGCUGACCACAUGGGGCCCUCGGACCGCCCUCUGCACCGUGCGGGAGGUGGUUAACUGAUGAGGCCGCGAAACACACGGGGGAAGUAGUGUUGGGUCAAGGCAGUUCUCAUGUUUGAGGCCCCCGCUUCACUCACGACGCGGGGGGGGGGCAGGCCGAGUUUGCUCAUUUCGCCAAAGUGGUAUGACAAGUGUAGCAUGAUUUUUAUAGGUGCUUUGAUUUUUUUAAUGAGUUGGAAUUUUCUUUUGGUUUUCGUUUUUUUUUUGUAAAAUAUGGAGGUUUGAUGGGAAGGGACCAUGUCAAGCACAUUUCAUUGGUAUUAUCUAUUUAAUACCUUGAGAUCCUGACCGCAUUUAGAAGAUGGAUGUCUUAUUAUUUUACAAUGGGAAGCUUAUAAAUGCACAGAGCUAGAUGGGUUCAGACUGUUUCAUUGCCUUUCAGUGCUGCCAGUAGUAGAUGAAUGGAUUGUGACUUUCUAUAGGCAACCUAUGUACGCACUUUAAAAUGGAGCCUACUAAAUGUUCUAGUUUCAGUGAGACUCUGCUGUGAGCGGCUCAUUGGCCUGUCUGCUGGGAGACCAGGAAGGAGGGGUGCUGUGUCUGUGUUGUGGCUCCUCGGUCCCGCUGCCAGAUUCCUUCAGGAAUGCCAGGCAUUUGAAAGCGGACCAACUGGACUGAUCACUGUGUCAUUAGAGCAUUUCCAAAGUCCUCAGAUGGGGUUAAGAUGGUCUAAACUAUCCGUGGACUGUUCACAUUUCAAAAGCGGGGACUCUUUGCUUUAUUUGAUCCUGAGGGAGGAGUUUGGACUGUCAAACUUUUUUAUUUUUUCUAAAUUUGUUUUAGAAGGUUGUAAUUUUGCAGCCUCUUUUCCCCUCAACAACUCUACAGUUUCCAUGAAACAAAACGUUUUCCUGGGUGGAACGACCCCAAAAAUUGCUGCUCAUUUGUUACAUGCCCAGAAUUUGUUACUCUAGGUUCAUUCAGUACAAUUAAACAGUUAUGUAAAGCAGUAUUUCAGCUUUAAAUUGCGCGUUAAACUAAUGUAUUGUAACAAUCUAAUUCUACCUGUUUUUGAAACUGCAGUUUAUCAGCUCAGUCGUGUGACUAGGAUCGGUCAGAAAGUUUUGCCUAGAAUGUGAUGUUCAAAGUAAGUUGGACGGCAGCCUAUCACACUAUCUUAUCCUGACACUGAAAAUGUAUACUGCUAAUACUGUAGGGGCAUUUUCAGAUUAUCUGAAUGUGAGACUAUAGAUGCAAAUGUGAAGUAUUGCAUUGUUGUUGUUUCCUCUUAAACGCCGUUGCAGCACAAUGGGAAUAUAGGUCGUCUUUGCGCUCUGAUGUGUUUAAGCAUCUCAUCUCGCGUUCGGCAGAUCGUGCCUUUCUGGAAUAAUUGGGUGGGGUGCCACUUCAUGGGCCGCAGUAUUCAGGAAACAAACCUCUUCAAGCUAUCAAUCUGUAGUCUUAAACUUUGAAACUUUUUUGUAUGUGCAUUUUGGAGAAUAAAAGGCUAAUUUCCUA